GGGAUGAGCUACUCUUUGGAUUGUCAAAUAUUGACCUGGCCACAGGAUGGUGGACAUUAGUCUCAGAUUCUGGGCAUUUGGUGACUGACGAUCCAGACAACAGAUCAAAGCAAUGUCCGUCAUGAGAUGGACUCUUGUCUUCGUUAUCCUUGUUGGGCUUUGUCUGGCCAAUCAUGACAAGUCAAAGAAGGACAAACACAACCAAGACAUUUCUCAAGGACGUGAGAAACAUCUUCUCAGCCCAUCCAAUGACACCAGCGAGCUCUCUGCCCUCGAUCUCUCAGAGAUGAACAGCAACUUUGGAUUCAACCUGUUCAAAAAAAUGGCUGACAACCACGAUGACAACAUCUUCUUCUCCCCGCUCAGCAUCUCCUUUAACCUUGCAUCGUUAAUGCUUGGGUGCCGAGGAAAUACUUAUGACGAGCUCUUGACUGGUCUAAACUGGGAGGCCUUGAAGAAGAGGAAACAAGCUAACCUACUGCCAAAUCUGCUGAAAGAACUCCGAGAUGGAGUGCAAAAAAGCGAAGGCUAUGACCUGGAGCUGGAAAGUCUCUCAUUUGUCCACCAGUUAUUCCACCUCCAUGAUGAAUUUAUUAAUGAGACGAGGAUGUACUUCGACAUGGAGUACAUUAGUCUUGACUUCCAUGACCGGGAGAUGAAAAACAUCAUAAAAGAAUUUAUUAUCAAAAAGACAAAGGGUAAAGUGACAGGGAUCCAAGAUGAGAUCGACCCCCAGACCAAGAUGAUGCUCCUUGACUUCAUCCUAUUUAAAGGUAAAUGGCAAAUUCCCUUUAAACGAGAGCAGACAAACCUCAAGUCCUUCUUUGUCAACAAAUAUAAUUCAGUAAAAGUCCCGAUGAUGUACAAGACUGAAAAAGUCGCCUCAAUGUUCGACAAGUCGCUGUCCUGCACGGUGUUAAACCUCCCAUACAAAGGAGGCGCUCACAUGUUGAUCGUCAUGCCAGAGAAGGGAGGAGACCUUGACUCGUUAGAACCCAAAUUAUCAAUGAAGCUUGUUAUGUCCUGGCUGGAGAGAAUGAAGACCAGAAAAACAGAUAUUUUCUUCCCAAAAUUCCAACUUGAUCAGAAGUACAAGCUGAAAUCUUACCUGGAGAAGUUGGGCAUUAAGGACGUGUUUUCUGGAGUGGCAAAUUUUACCGGCAUGACCGAGGACAGGAACUUAAAACUUUCUGAGGUCACCCAAAGAGCAGUGAUCAAUAUAGAUGAGAUAGGGACAGAAGCUACAGCCGUCACCGGAAGCGAAAUUGUUGCCUUCUCAUUGCCGCACACAAUUCACGUGAAGCAUCCCUUCGUGUUCAUGAUCUUCAAUGAAAACUACAAAUCUCUGCUGUUCAUCGGAAGAAUUAUCGAUCCCACCCAAUCCUAAUUAUUUUUUGAUCCCAACCAGUUGAAAGGAAUUACUCUUCCCACAGCAAAACUUCCAUCUAUAUAGAACACUUUCUCUCUUUCUUAAAGGGUGUGCAUAAUUUUUCUACCAAAUUCUUUUUAAAGGGUGCCACCCCACAACUUGACGAAGCCAUGCGGACCACUUGUUGCAAAAUUGUCCGCCAAUUGGUUUCAUUGGGUGGAAGUGGCUUGGCUGGGUGUGCCCAGCCGUAUUGUGGGGAUGUGCCCUAAUUGCUCCAACAGAUCUAAAAUACAAAAUUUAUGUAACCAGGCUAACAUAUAAGGCUAGGACUAAACCAGGGAGCAGAGUCUAAAGCAGUGAUGGCUAACCUUUGCACUCUAGCUGUGGUGCAACUACGACUCCCAGCAUGCUCCAUUUAUUUCUAUGGAGUUCUGAGAGCAACCCAGAAAGGGGGGCAUCUUAGGAGUUGUAGUUUUACCACAGCUGGAGUGCCAAGGUUAGCCAUCACUGGUCUAAAGUAUUAUGCACUCCUUACCCUUAACCCCCACAAGGGCAUACAGUUUUCCACAGAAAAUCCCCAGGUCAUUACCCCAGGAGUAGUCUCUGUUAGCAAUGGCAGCCAAGUAGGUCACGGCAGUCAGCAGACAAGAAGACAUGGUCAAGUAUACAAACUUGAUCGAUGCCCAAUGGAACAGGAACAAAGUCUCCUUUACUUACUUCAGAAACCAAAAGGACCUUGCUCAGGCAGGGCCCAGAAAGGGGUGAUCCCACUAAUAACACUUAUCCCACAUUUACAGUACAGCUCUCGCAGCCCAUAGGAGUGAAUGGAGCACCCGUCAUGCAUUUGCACCUUCUCAUGGGGUACACAUUGACACUUGCAGACCCCCGUUCUCAUGAUCUUUAGGUCAGGCGUAUCACCUAUUCUGUAGACAACUCCUAUUAGUGGGAUGAGGCAUUUGUGCACUAGUUAACAUGAAUGGCUCUUUAAGGGAGCAAGAGCCAGUGUGUGCAGGCGACCUAGAACGGUGUGAUACAGCAGCAGGGUGGCGGCUGGGAGCAGGAACCUGACACCACCACAGGUGAAGCAGCUCUUUCUGCAUACGGCUCCUCUGUAUAUAUAUACAUAUCUCCAUGGUUACAGACUACAAACCCUGGGUGUAGUCUGAUCCUGCAGUCACAAGCUACUUCACUCCUAACACGAGUGCAGGAUCAGGUACAUAGGGUUCGUUUUUAGUCUGUAACCAUGGAGACACAUAGGUCUGCCCCUGAGCUGUAUACAUGAUUAUUGUCAAAUUUCUAUAAAAAACCUGGGAUGCAAAAUUAUACACACCCUUUAAAGAAAAUAUUCUGGAUUCAAGACAGGCCUCUAUAAAACAUUGGGGCACUUUAUAGACUUACUGAAGGUAACAUACACUGCCAUAUUAGAGAAAUUAUAUAUUGUAUUGCUUUUUUAUCAGGAUACAGAAAAUUCUAAUGAUAUAAAUACAUUAUAUUGCCA
Molecule: messenger RNA, 2867 nt
Organism: Bufo gargarizans (Asiatic toad)
Lineage: Eukaryota; Metazoa; Chordata; Amphibia; Anura; Bufonidae
Gene: SERPINA10
Product: serpin family A member 10
Exons: 5
Coding region: 113-1387 (424 amino acids)
Biological process (GO): negative regulation of endopeptidase activity
Molecular function (GO): serine-type endopeptidase inhibitor activity
Source: RefSeq, a predicted model, not a curated record